CCCCCGCAUCACACGCCGCGCCCUCUCCUCUGGCGCCCUUGCGCCCCACUUUGACCGCCCGCUCCCGCCCCCGCCGCCCGCGCCCCCUGCGCCCCUCUGCGCCCUCCCGCCGCUCACCGCGCCCGACGCCCUCGCGCCCCUCACCCGCCGCACCGUCCGCCACGCCGACGCCCUCGUCGCCCGCAUCGCCGCAGCGCCCGCACACCCAGACCCCGCAGAGCUCCGCCGCGUCGUCAAGAACCUCGACCGCCUCAGCGAUGUCCUCUGCGGCGUCAUCGACAUGUGCGAGCUCGUGCGCAACGUCCAUCCGGACCCCCGCUGGGUCGCGGCCGCCGAGAAGACGUACGAGACGCUGUGCAGCUUCAUGAACCAGCUCAAUACCAGCACGGGCCUCUAUGACGCACUCGUCGCAACCGUCUCCCACACGUUCCCCGGCAACCCCCUCUCGCCGGCCGAGCUCAGAGUCGCCCAGACCUUUCUCUCAGACUUUGAGCGCUCGGGCAUACAGCUGCCCCCCGGCGUCCGUGCCAAAUUCGUCCGCCACUCGGACAACAUCCUCUCCCUCGGCCGUACCUUUCUGUCCUUUGCCGCCGCUGGGCCCUCGGCGGACACGCCCAUCGAAAUACCAGAGCCAGAAGUGCUGCUCGCCGGGCUCAGCUCGAAAUUCGUGGCGUCCUUGCCGCGGAAAAAGCGCAAGGGUCCCGCACUCCUUGCGCCUGGCUCCUGGGAAGCGCAGAUGAUCGGGAGAUAUGCAGACAAUGAGGAGGCUCGGCGCCUGGUGUAUAUCGGCUCCAUGCGAGAAGACAAGGACAGGGUCUACGUGCUCGAGACAAUGCUGAAAGAACGGGCAGAGCUCGCUCACGUGCUUGGAAAGGAAACAUGGGCCGAUGUCGCCCUGUCCGACAAGAUGGCCAAGACACCCCAAAACGUUUUACAGUUCCUCACGUCGCUGGCGACACACCACCGUCCAUCGGCAGCCGCAGACGUUGCCGCCCUCCAACGCCUCAAGGCCCUUUCCACAGUCUCCCGCACCUCCUCUCAAUUGCCCACCGUGCACGCUUGGGAUAGAGAUCAUUAUGCAGAGCAAUAUGCUGCAUCGUUAUUACCCAACGGAUCCCUACCGUCCAUCACACCCUACUUCUCCGUGGGCACAGCCAUGUCUGGCCUUUCACACAUGCUCUCCCGCCUCUAUGGUAUCUCCUUCAAGCCCGUGUCUGUCGCACAUGGCGAAGUCUGGCACCCCUCGGUCAGGCGGUUGGACGUGAUGGACGAACACGGCAAAAGAAUAGGAGUGAUCUACUGCGAUUUGUUUUCACGACCCGGUAAGCCAUCAGCCGGCGCAGCACACUAUACCGUCCGCUGCUCGAGAAGGGUGGACGAUGAUCCUUCCGAAGGCGAUGGCCUGCCUCCCGGAUGGGAUCAACAUCUCGGUAAAGGAAUGGAAGUGCAAGGUGAAGCGUUGCAUGGAAAAGAGGGCAAAUACCAACUUCCCAUCGUUGUGCUGACUACAGACUUUGGAACGGUUGAAGAAAGCGGCCCGGCAUUGCUUGGGUGGAAUGAUCUCGAGACUCUGUUCCACGAGAUGGGGCAUGCUAUCCACUCAAUGAUUGGCCAAACAGAGUUUCACAACGUGUCCGGUACUCGGUGCGCCACCGACUUUGUCGAGCUCCCUUCCAUCCUCAUGGAGCACUUUAUCUCUUCCCCAGCUGUCCUCAGCACAUUCGCCACCCACUAUACCACCAACGAACCUUUACCGAUCCCCCUCAUCCAAGCGCAUCUGCAACUCGACCAGUCCCUCAAAGCCCUCGAAACACAUUCCCAAAUCCUGAUGGCACUGCUUGACCAAAAGUACCACUCGAUCAAGCAUGGCGAACAACUCGACUCUACCCGAGUCUGGAACGAGCUGCAAAGCCAAGUGGGGGUGAUCCCACCCGUGCGAGGGACGGCGUGGCAAACGCAGUUCGGACACUUGUACGGCUACGGCGCGACGUAUUAUUCCUAUCUGUUUGAUCGCGCAAUCGCGGGCAAGAUCUGGUCAUCACUGUUUGCGCGGGGGCGUACCGGGCCCGCCGCCGCUAAUCAUGAUCCGGCGGCGGCGGAAGACAUACUCUCCAGGGAAGGAGGUGAAGCGUUCAAAGAAAAAGUCUUGAAAUGGGGCGGUGGGAGAGAUCCUUGGGAGAUGGUCGGAGACGUGAUUGGAGGUGCAGAGGGCGAGCAAGUAGCCAAGGGAGAUGAAAAGGCCAUGGAACUGGUCGGUAGAUGGAUGAUCAAGUAGUAUCUUGUGUGAUUCGUUUGCACGGAUCGAUGAUGAUGAUGAUCAUGAUCAUGAUGAUGACGUAUACGCACAGGUCCAAUUCUCACUUGGGAAAUCGCUUAUAGAUGGAUGCAUAUAAUCACAU
Cryptococcus deneoformans JEC21 is the source of this 2399-nucleotide messenger RNA. RefSeq names its product mitochondrial intermediate peptidase, mitochondrial precursor, putative. Lineage: Eukaryota; Fungi; Basidiomycota; Tremellomycetes; Tremellales; Cryptococcaceae. The record is from RefSeq and is a predicted model, not a curated record. Bases 281 to 2275 code for a protein of 664 amino acids. Gene Ontology annotation, molecular function: metalloendopeptidase activity. The transcript has 3 exons. Gene Ontology annotation, biological process: peptide metabolic process. Gene Ontology annotation, cellular component: mitochondrion.